This is a messenger RNA of Lampris incognitus (smalleye Pacific opah), 309 nucleotides long. Its product is annotated as SOSS complex subunit C-like. The transcript is spliced from 4 exons. NCBI's taxonomy places the organism in Eukaryota, Metazoa, Chordata, Actinopteri, Lampriformes, Lampridae. Gene Ontology annotation, biological process: DNA repair. Gene Ontology annotation, cellular component: SOSS complex; nucleoplasm; nucleus. The coding region runs from base 1 to 309 and encodes 102 amino acids. The record is from RefSeq and is a predicted model, not a curated record.
AUGGCAUCUAGCCCACCAGGACAAGCCAUCCAGAAUAAGACCAAUUUGGCCAUACUGGCAGAACUGGACAAAGAGAAGCGUCGGCUGCUGCAGAACCAGUCAGUCAACAACCCUGGCGCCAGUAUCUCUCUCUCCAGACCAAGUCUGCAAGAGUUAAGAGAUAACGCCGAGCAGCAACAUAUCGCUGCCCAACAGAAGGCUGCCCUGCAGCAUGCCCAUGCCCACUCAUCAGCGUACUUCAUCACACAGGACUCGUCCUUCGGCAACCUUAUCCUCCCUGUCCUGCCCCGCUUUGAGCCUGACAACUAA